CAUGAAAUACCAACAAGAGAGGAACUUGAAAUAGAAAUAGAAAGAUGUUUCAGUUGACGGAAGACUCUUUCAAAUGGCAGGGUUCUAGUGGCUAAGAAGAGUUGGAACAGAUCACAGAGUGAACAACGUAACUAUCACAAUUCAAUUCCCAUAUGGGAUUUUCAAACCCAAAUCCCAAUGCCGCUUGGCAAAUCUAAUGCCAAACUCAGACUCAUAGACUCAUCGUAUUCACAUUCUGCUUGCACAACUGAGACUCACAAGGGACUCUUUUAAAGGGUUUCGGAUUCCAGAUUCCCUGAUCUUUGGAACAAAGGUUUUACCAUUGGACCAUUUACUGGGGCUCUGAUUUAUUAGCUUGUCAAUGGAUUCUUGCAUUGCUAAUUUGAAGGCCAAUGAACUCCAAAUCAAUCUCACCAGAAGGGGUGACAGGGGUACAUUGUUUUGGGAUGAAUGCACAAGAGGCAGCUUCAAGAGCAGAGAUUUGAGUGUUUGGAAGAAUCAGAGAACCCGUAACGGAGCGAAAAAGGUCAAGGCUGGAGUUGCCUACUCUGUUCUCACAUCAGAUAUUAACAAAGAGAGUGUGACAUUUCAAGCUCCAAUAUUUGAGACUUCACAAGCAAAUCCAAAAAAUGUUGCUUCAAUCAUAUUGGGUGGGGGUGCCGGCACACGCCUGUUUCCCCUCACUAGCAGAAGAGCCAAACCAGCUGUUCCAAUUGGAGGCUGUUACAGGCUGAUUGAUAUCCCAAUGAGCAACUGCAUCAACAGUGGGAUAAAAAAGAUAUUUAUUCUAACACAAUUCAACUCUUUUUCCUUGAACCGUCACCUCGCUCGAACUUAUAACUUUGGAAAUGGAGUAAGUUUUGGAGAUGGGUUUGUAGAGGUCCUCGCAGCCACUCAAACACCAGGAGAGGCAGGGAAAAAGUGGUUUCAAGGAACGGCUGAUGCUGUGAGGCAAUUUAUAUGGGUCUUUGAGGAUGCCAAGAACAAGAAUGUAGAGAAUGUAUUAAUCUUGUCUGGAGAUCAUCUUUACCGGAUGGACUAUAUGGAUUUUGUGCAGAAGCAUAUUGAUACAAAUGCUGAUAUCACAGUUUCAUGUGUACCCAUGGAUGACAGCCGUGCCUCAGAUUAUGGGCUGAUGAAGAUAGACAACAUCGGACGUAUUAUCCAAUUCGCUGAGAAGCCAAAGGGGAAUGACCUGAAAGCUAUGCAAGUUGACACCUCACUUUUAGGGCUACCUUUGCAAGAUGCCAUGAAAUUCCCUUACAUUGCAUCAAUGGGUGUUUACGUAUUUAAAACAGAAGUUCUGCUAAAGCUUCUUAGAUGGAGCUACCCCUCGUGCAAUGACUUUGGUUCUGAAAUUAUUCCAUCCGCUGUGAAGGAUCACAACGUUCAAGCAUUCUUAUACAAUGACUACUGGGAGGACAUUGGAACAAUAAAGUCUUUUUUUGAUGCCAAUCUGGCCCUUACUGAACAGGACCCAAAAUUUCAAUUUUAUGAUCCGAAGACACCAUUCUUUACGUCUCCAAGAUUCUUGCCUCCCACCAAAGUCGAUAAAUGCCAGAUUGUGGAUGCCAUAAUUUCUCAUGGCUGUUUCCUGCGAGAGUGUAGCGUACAACACUCAAUAGUAGGCAUACGGUCACGAUUAGAAAGUGGUGUUGAACUAAAGGAUACAAUGAUGAUGGGGGCAGACUACUAUCAGACUGAGUUCGAACUCGCAGCUCUACUAGCAGAGGGAAAGGUUCCAAUUGGUGUUGGACAAAAUACCAGAAUCAGGAAUUGCAUAAUUGACAAGAAUGCCAAGAUAGGAAGAGACGUGGUCAUUGCAAAUGCUGAUGGUGUUCAAGAAGCAGACCGGCCAAACGAAGGAUUUUACAUUCGGUCUGGUAUUACCACCAUACUGAAGAAUGCAACAAUUAGAGACGGAAUGAUCAUAUAAACCAUGUGAGGUUCUUAGGAGCUCAUUGAUCAGACUGAGUCGAUGACUGAGGUGGAAAAGCAGGCAGCCAGUUAACAUAUUUUCUGACCCACCUGGGAUAUCGAUAGCAAGUAGUAAUAAUAAUGCAUGUAUAUGUAAAUUACAAGUCCUCCGGCCCCAUAGAGGUUCCUGUAAAUAACUAGAAUAAAAGUGGCAGCCUGCUUUGGUUGGUUUCUUGGAUAUAGUCGAAUAAACGAUUAGCUCUUCAGACAAAGUUACUAAGUUAAAUUUAUCAGAUGAACAUUUUACAUCUUUGAAACAUUUAUAAUAUCUCAGUUCUUAA
This is a messenger RNA of Tripterygium wilfordii, 2258 nucleotides long. Its product is annotated as glucose-1-phosphate adenylyltransferase large subunit 1-like. The transcript is spliced from 15 exons. Bases 362 to 1936 code for a protein of 524 amino acids. Lineage: Eukaryota; Viridiplantae; Streptophyta; Magnoliopsida; Celastrales; Celastraceae. Gene Ontology annotation, biological process: glycogen biosynthetic process. The record is from RefSeq and is a predicted model, not a curated record. Gene Ontology annotation, molecular function: glucose-1-phosphate adenylyltransferase activity.